Messenger RNA from Acanthisitta chloris (rifleman), 2020 nucleotides. RefSeq names its product kelch-like family member 36 (gene KLHL36). NCBI's taxonomy places the organism in Eukaryota, Metazoa, Chordata, Aves, Passeriformes, Acanthisittidae. The transcript has 4 exons. The record is from RefSeq and is a predicted model, not a curated record. Gene Ontology annotation, molecular function: cullin family protein binding. Bases 1 to 1848 code for a protein of 615 amino acids.
AUGGAGGGAACUCGGCAGAGCAGGAUCUGCCGCCCGCACAAGAUAAGUGAAUCCUCGAAGGUGUACAGGUGGGAUGACCACUCCAGUCUAGUUCUCCAGAGCCUGAAUGAGCAGAGGCACCGAGGCCUCUUCUGUGACAUUGUCCUAGUGGUGGAUGAGCAGAGAGUCCCUGCACACCGGAACCUCCUUGCUGUGUGCAGCGACUACUUCAACUCCAUGUUCACCAUCGGCAUGCGGGAAGCUCACCAGAAAGAGGUUGAGCUCUUUGGGGCCUCCUAUAUUGGGCUCAAGGCUGUGGUGGAUUUCCUGUAUGGCAGUGAGCUGUCCUUAGAUGGAGGCAACAUUGACUAUGUGCUGGAAACAGCUCACCUGCUGCAGAUCUGGAAGGUGGUUGACUUCUGCUGUGAGUACCUGGAGAAUGAAGUCAGUGAGGAGAACUACUUGUACCUGCAGGAACUGGCCUCCAUUUACAACCUGAAGCGCCUUGACUCCUACAUCGAUUCCUUCAUCCUGCAGAACUUUGGCACUCUGUCCUUCACCCCAGACUUCCUGCAGAACAUUUCCUUGCAGAAGCUGUGCCAAUACCUGGACAGCAGCAACGUGCAGCAGGAGUGUGAGCACGACUUGCUGCAGGCUGCCCUGCAGUGGCUCACGCAGUACCCGGAACGGGAGAACGAAGCUUACCAGGUCCUGGAUAACAUCCAUUUUCCUUUGAUCCCUAAAAGUGAUCUCCUCCAUCGAGUCAAGCCUGCUGUCUGCUCGCUCCUUCCCAAAGAAGCCAACUGUGAGGGGUUCAUAGAAGAGGCAGUGAACUACCACAACAACGUGAUGGCGCAGCCGGUGCUGCAGACCAAGCGCACAGCGCUGCGCACGUGCGAGGAGAGGCUGCUCUUCGUGGGGGGGGAGGUGUCGGAGCGCUGCCUGGAGCUCUGUGAUGACACCUGCUUCCUGGACACCAGAAAGGGGCAGUGGGUGGCAGAAACCCCUCUGCCAGCCAGAAGGAGUCACCACUGUGUUGCAGUCUUGGGAGGCUUCAUCUUCAUAGCCGGGGGCAGCUUUUCACGGGACAAUGGAGGGGAUGCAGCGUCCAAUCUCCUAUAUAGGUAUGAUCCCCGCUGUAACCAGUGGAUAAAGGUUGCCUCCAUGAGACAGCGCCGAGUGGAUUUCUACCUGGGAGCGAUCACCGACAUGCUGGUGGCUGUUGGUGGCAGGAAUGAGAACGGGGCACUGUCUUCAGUUGAGACCUACAGCCCUCAGAAGGACUCCUGGUCCUACAUAGCAGGAUUGCCCAGGUUUACCUAUGGCCAUGCUGGGACAGUGUACAAGGAAUUCGUGUACAUCUCAGGAGGCCACGACUACCAGAUUGGACCCUAUCGAAAGAACCUGCUGUGCUACGACUACCGCACGGAUGUCUGGGAGGAGAAGAGGCCCAUGAUCACUGCCAGAGGGUGGCACAGCAUGUGUACCUUGCAGGACAACAUCUACUCCAUCGGUGGCAGCGAUGACAACAUCGAAACCAUGGCUCGGUUCGACAUCCUGAGCGUGGAGUCCUACAGCCCUCAGUGCAACCAGUGGACCAGAGUUGCUCCUCUGUUGCAAGCCAACAGCGAGUCAGGGGUGGCAGUGUGGGAAGGCAGGAUUUAUAUCCUUGGAGGUUACAGCUGGGAGGAAGCUGUCUUCUCCAAAACAGUCCAGGUUUAUGAUAAGGAGAAGAAUAAGUGGUACAAAGGAACGGACUUGCCCAAAGCGAUCGCUGGAGUGUCUGCGUGUGUCUGUGCACUGAAACCCAAAACAGAGGACAAAAAGAAAAAGACAAAAACAAAAAAACAUCAGGAUCGAGGAAGAUGACUAUUUCUAGCUAACCACCCCUGGAUGGUGGACUCCAAAAGGACCUUGUAUUUAGUCAUUUCUAUCUAACCUGGAUUCUUUUUCUUUUUAAAUGGGGGUGACAUCUUCUGGAGCCUCAGAAAAUGUACAGUUGAGUGUGGGUUUUGGAUUAAACUCAUGUUUAAGGUUAAAA